Prorocentrum cordatum is the source of this 483-nucleotide messenger RNA. Lineage: Eukaryota; Dinophyceae; Prorocentrales; Prorocentraceae. The record is from the annotation of a GenBank genome assembly.
GACGGCGUGGAGCUGCUUGUCAGGGCCCAGCGCCAGGACGCCCAGGCCUGCAGCGACCCGCUGAAGGCCGCGAGGGCGGAGGACGCGCGGCUCUUCCUGGGCUGGGCGUCGCAGCAGGUGCUGCCCCCCAUGUUCGCCCGCGCGGCGCCCGCCGCGCCGGUGUUCGUGCGGCGGAUCGCGCUCGAGUGCCUGAACCACUUCGCCUUGGCGCGGGUGUUCGAGGAGGGAGCCUCGCCUCUGCUGGGGCUGGCCCCCCCCCGCGUGCGCUACAUGGAGCUGCUCGGCGCUCUCGCCACGGACACCUCGCCAGAGAUCCUGCAGCUGGUCUGCAAGGGCUUCGUGAGUGCCGUGGAGGACGGCCGGCACCUCUCGGGGCACCUCGGUCGGUUUUGUCGGGGGCUGCUCCAGGGCCUCUGCGGCCACGGCCGGACGCAGUUGGAGACAGAGUGGCCAGGGCGGUACCCAAGGGCAGUGCUGGACUGA